Messenger RNA from Brassica napus (rape), 4116 nucleotides. Its product is annotated as UPF0481 protein At3g47200-like. NCBI's taxonomy places the organism in Eukaryota, Viridiplantae, Streptophyta, Magnoliopsida, Brassicales, Brassicaceae. The coding region runs from base 2583 to 3776 and encodes 397 amino acids. The transcript is spliced from 3 exons. The record is from RefSeq and is a predicted model, not a curated record.
ACCAAAUCACUCAUCUCGAUUCUUAUAGAUUUUGAACAGUUCGUUUUUAUUUCGGAUGAUUUUUGAUUGAAAUACUAGUAGUGAAAAUUGAUCAAUAAUUACACAAAAAGGCAGUGAUAUAGUGACGCUGACUACUGUUUUAUAAAGGGUUGUCGAUAGAUAAUUAAUAAAAACUGCAAUAUCAUAAUAUGAUUUGGUAAAUUUAUAUUAUUUUGUUUUCUUUAAAAAAUUAAAUAUGAGGUGCAAACUAUUAUUGGUUGAUGAAUCUACAGAUUCACAAUAAGCGUCUCCACAUUAAAAUAUAUCAAUAAUAUUUUAUGUGAUUUUUAAAUAUUUAAAUCGUGAGAUAUGUAAACUUAUUGAAGUCUCUUAAUUUAUAAGAGCGUCUCCACAUUUAUACAAAGAUUGUUAGGUCGUGCCAUGUGCUGGGUUUCCGAUGAUUACGAAUUAUUACUUCUUAGUUUGAUAACGGGCUGCGCCUAAUAUAUAACGCAGAACCUCAGUUAGAGAGAAAAAACAAAACAAAAAAUACUUUUAAAGUUUAAAUUUAGAUGGCUAAUUUUUAUUUUUUUUGUAUAGUAACAAUCGUCGGAUCUGAGGCAAGUGACCCAUAUUUCAUCUUCCUGUAUAUUGUUGGUUCAAACGUUUAUUUAACAUUUUUAUUUUAAAAAAAUUAUAAAGUUUAUUUUUAUUAAAAGUGUUUUACAAAGUUUUAUUUUUAUUCUUUUUACAAACGUUUUAAAAAUAUUAAAAUUAUUUUAAUAUUAAAAAGUUUAAUAAAAAAAUGUUUUUAAAAAAUAAUAAAAAGGAAAAGUGCAUACAAGUUUUAAGAAAGUUAGAAUAUUACAAAUAUUUUUAGAUAUUUUUGACAAGUAGAUGAACUUCUUUAAUUUGAAAUUUAAUCUCUACUAAUCUAUUUUUCGUAGAAGAUGAAAUAUACUUUUAGUAGAACUUAAUUUAAAAUUUUAAUUUAUCAAAUUUUUAAACCAAAACAAAUUACCAAUUUGUCUAUGUGGGUGUUUUAUCAAUUGUUUUUAUUUUUUAUAUUUUUUGGUUUAUAAAACUAUUUAUUUAAAAGGAUAAAAGAGACAAAAAAAAAUUAUACCAAAAAGACAAUCAUACUGUUUUGUUGCUCCGUUUUGGUAAAUUUCUCAAAAAUAAUUUGAUUGACUCUAUAGAUAUAUACUAAGACUUAUCUUAUUAUUUUAUAUUCUAAAAAAUAAAAAUAAAUAAUGUUUAUCAUUAGGUAAUCAAAACAUCAUUACGUGAUAUCAAACAAAACAUUAGUAACAUUACGUAUCUCUUCAUUUCUUUUAAUAUUUUGACAAUAUUUUAUUAAAAUUUAUUUAUUUAUUUAUUUUUAUGAUCAAUUAUAUAAUGAAUAAAUAUAAUUCAUUAAGGAAAAUAAUGACUUCAAACGCUCCAACUUUUAAUGUGAGAUCUCGAAUGCAAAAAAUUACUUCAUAAAUAAUAGUAUAGAUUUGGUUUAUGUAAAUAAAAUUGACUCUUAUGAAUUAAAAGUUUAAAUCUUUUUGCACUUCAAUGGCAUUUGUUUUUAAUUUAAUCAUUUGAUUUUUCUUUUCUUUUGAUAUUACUAUAUUUAUAAGGUUUCCAACUUUCAUCUAUUUCUUGUAUAUUAAAUUUCAUUUAUCUUUUCCUUCUGUUAGAAGUUUAAUAUAUCUUCUAAAAGAAUCUAGUUUACAAAAAAAAAACGUAUAAACCUCAGUAUAUUUUUUGUUAAAAACCAAUUUUAAUUUAUCAUUACAAAGAAUAAUUAUAAUCCAGGAAUUUACAAACACACUUUAAUUUAUUAAAUAUAGCUACUAGCAAAGACUAAAAUAUUUAAAUAAAAGUAAAAUUUUAUUCUAGAAAGUCAUUUAAUAUUUAUUAUGUAAUUAUCUUUAUAGGUAAUUGUUAAUUUGUUAUUCUAAAUUAGAUUAACAUUGAUCUUCCUAAAAUAAAGUUGUAGCUCACAUGGCCGGUCCUGAGAUUUUGGGGGCUUAGGCUAUUUUUGUAAAGAUUUCAUUGAGAAAAAGAAAUUUAAGAAAAUUUGAAGAUCUUUUUAAAAAAUUUGGGAACCUAUGUUUAUAUAAAAAAAUUUAAAAAAUUUGGGACUUUAAACGAAUGUUUCAUUCGGCUUUACCCAAGACCUGAACUGGUAGUCCCAGUGCUCCAUCACUUGUUUAGAGUUCAGACGAAUUUUAUUGUUCCGCAUACAUCAAUAUUAACUGGACACUUGUUUACGUGUCUAAACAUCAUUCCUCUUUGUCAUUUUCUUUGUCAUAAUUGUGAAAGAUGAUCUGAAAAUUAGGAAAAUAAGUCAAAGCAGCGUAUGUAUUAGUCAUUUUAUAAGAGUUAUACAGUCUUUUCUUUUUAAUUCUAAUUUUGAUGUUUCAGAUCUCACUAGUUGACUACUGUAUAUAUAUUUAUAUUGGCCGCAUUUAUGAUAGUCAUGAAUAAUAGGCAUUUAUGGUGGCCAGAUCACAACUUUAACCAGUAAUAGGCAACUAUAUACAUGGCUGCUUUGACAUUUGACAAUUACUGUCUCUCUCUUUCGCUCUUUUGAUUUGCCAAGAGAAACAAUGGUUGUAUAUCAGUCCAAUUUCACCAACAAAAGAUCCAGAGGGUUUAGAGUCAGGAGCCUCUCUCGUUUCGCUGAAAGAAGGGUUCAAAGCCAAAAGUUGCCGAACCACGAGGACACUUACCCGGAGCCUGGUAAAAUCAAAGUGAGUGAAGAGAAGCCAAGAGAGACACAAGAAGAAUGGGUGAUCUCGAUCAAAGACAAGGUGGAUAAAGCAUGUGGAGACGUUCCCGCAUCUAGCUGGGACAAGCUCUGUAUCUACCGAGUUCCACAUUACCUGCAAGAAGAUGACAAGAAGUCCUACUUUCCUCAAACUGUAUCGCUUGGUCCCUACCACCACGGCAAAGAACAUCUCCUGCCCAUGGAGUGUCACAAGUUGCGUGCGGUCCAUAUGGUCUUGGAAUAUACCAAGAAAGAUAUCGAAACAUAUAUUGAUGCCAUGAAAAAUCUCGAGGAGACGGCUCGUGCUUGCUACCAAGGUCCCAUUUGUAUGAGUAGUAAUGAGUUCACUGAAAUGCUUUUUCUUGAUGGAUGUUUUGUCCUUGAGCUCUUCAGGGGAACUAAAGAAGGAUUCACCGAAAUCGGAUAUGCACCCACUGACCCGGUUUUCGCGAUGGGAAGAUUGAUGAUUUCCAUUCAACGUGACAUGGUAAUGCUAGAAAAUCAAAUUCCUUUGUUUGUUCUAGAUAAGUUGUUAGAGCUACAGCCCGACACAGUGUACCAACCAGGUUUGGUGGCACAACUAGCAGUUAAUUUCUUUGCUCAACUAAUGCCAACGGGCGAGGAGCUGACUAAAAGGGACAAGGUGGAAUCCGUUGACUCAGUAAGUGACAAUGGGGAGUUGCAUUGCUUGGAUGUUUUUCAUCGAAGUCUUUUCAAGUCUACUUGGACACCGGAUAAGAAAAGUCUAAAAAAGUCCAUAUCAUCUCGAAAACAACAGUUGAUACAUUGCGUGACAGAACUAAAGGAAGCAGGAGUUAAGUUCAGGAGAAAGAAAACCGACAAGCUUUGGGAUAUUGAAUUCAGAAAUGGAUAUCUAAAGAUACCCAAACUACUAAUCCAUGAUAGUACCAAGUCUCUCUUCUCAAAUCUUAUAGCCUUUGAGCAGUGCCAUGCCAACUCGAGCAACGACAUAACAUCCUACAUAAUCUUCAUGGAUAAUCUUAUAAACUCUGCUGAAGAUGUUAGCUACUAGCACCAUUGUGGUAUCAUCGAGCAUUGGCUAGGGAGUGAUUUUGAAGUUGCGGAUUUAUUUAACCGGCUAUGUAAAGAAGUCGUCUUUGACCCAAGAGAUAGUUAUCUAUCUAAACUUUCCGGUGAAGUAAACCGUUACUAUAGUCGUAAGUGGAAUUCUUUGAAGGCUACCUUAAGACACAAGUACUUCAAUAACCCCUGGGCAUAUUUCUCUUUCUUUGCUGCACUUGUUCUGUUAAUUCUCACAUUACUUCAAAGCUUUUUUGCUGUCUAUGCUUAUUAUAAGCCAUCUUCUUAACUUGUCAUUGUUAUUUUCCUUAAUUUAUAAUGUUUGUGUGUUU